Messenger RNA from Vespa crabro (European hornet), 1788 nucleotides. Its product is annotated as segmentation polarity homeobox protein engrailed-like. Bases 91 to 921 code for a protein of 276 amino acids. The record is from RefSeq and is a predicted model, not a curated record. The transcript has 3 exons. NCBI's taxonomy places the organism in Eukaryota, Metazoa, Arthropoda, Insecta, Hymenoptera, Vespidae.
CAACUCACGCACGCACGCUCUGACGAUAUUCGCUUUAGUCGAGUCUUGCUUUUCGUCGGCGCGCCAACUGUAUAAACGUAGCUCGAAGAAAUGUCGUGCGACGUUGACAAAGGUACUGUACCAGAAAGUACAGAAAAUGAUCAUUUGUUAGAGAAUCGUAAUGAUGUCCGGAUGACAUCCUGUUCAAUUUUACCGGAACAGAGUGGUCAAAGGCAUCAUCGUCAUCAUCAUCAUCAUCAUUAUCAUCAUCACCACCACCAUCAACGUCAAGCAAGAUAUCAGCAUGAUAGUUGUAGAAACAUACCGACCAAUGAGAAAUCGAAUCAAAACGGACCUUUUGGGAUCGUUGACGGUUCGAGUCACGAUGUCAUCUCAGGAACUCUUCCAUCGAUCGUCGUCAGCGACGUAGACGAGAACGAUGAGGAUCCACCGCCUUACAGCGCGAUUGUGCCACCGGAUCACGUCGCCUGGCCGUUCGUCUUCUCGACCCACAUCCCAUAUUCUGUGCACGCCACGCAACCCUGCAUAACAGAGCCGCCUUUGGCGCCCUUCCAGAUACCACCAUCACCAUCACCAAUUCCACUACCACCACUAGCACUAGCAUCAACAUCACCGGUACAACAAUCCUCCUCCCUUCAACAACCCCCAACAACGACUCACCGACUUGAAACUCCUUCCCUCGAUAGUACCACCCCAACCCUAUCUUUAACGCCUUAUCGGUUCUUCAAGUUUGACUCUCACCGAUCCAUCAUAGACCAUCGUUCUUCGAUCUUUACCGAUAACGUAUCCACGGACAAACAGAUCCAAGGAAGAUCACGAAAAUAUGGAGGAAUUUUAAUUGCUACUGCAGUCAUUGUUUUUCUCAUGGUAUUGUCCUUGAUGGUUAGAUUUGUUAUGGAAAAAAGUUUCCGACGGCAAUAGCGAUUGCAUAUUCGGACAAACAAAAUCAAUGUUGAAGACGGAAAAAAAAAAAGAUAAAAGAUCAACGAUAAAAGAUAAACGAUAAAAGGUCAACGAUAAAAAGUCAAAGAUAAAAGGUCAACAAAAUAUAUAUAUAUAUAUAUAUAUAUAUAUAUAUAUAUAUAUAUAUAUAUAUAAAUUGAUGUCUCGUGGUACAAAAGAUACGUUUCAAUGUGUUGUUUCUCCUGUUGACGCAUACGUGAAUCUAUCAAUCGUUCAUGGUAUUUUCUCUUAAGGGUUAUAUAUCGCCAUUAGAAAUAUUUACCCUUGGGAAUCUAUUGGAUAUUAGCUAACAAAACGCAUAGAUAAAAAACACGUGGUUACCUUUGUCUGAGAUUAGGCAUUCUUAGUAAAGUAUCUAGGUUUCAAUAAUAUGUCAACCAGGCCAAUAAAUAAAUAGUGAAAAUAGAUGCUUAGGCGCGAUAUGCCAAGGAUUGUCUGGCGCUUAGCUUUGAAAUAUCCAUUGACACUCUCUAAUCUACAAGAUCAUUAAAACAAAGGGAGCACAUAUGGAAUGUUUAAACAUUUCAAUGAAUUAUGACCCGACCAAUGGGCAUUUAUUUUUUUCCUUUCCAUGCUCAGAUCAUACUUUAACUUUGUCCUUUUUAUUCUCUUUUUUAAUAUCAUUACAGUCUUCGUGGAUACUUCUAAAGACGUCAAUAAAAAGUCAAUUAAGUUACAUGUUUCAGAAUCAUGAUAUCUAAGCUCUCAAGUCUUAUUAUACAUCAUUCCUUUAGAAACAGCGAGAGUACAAAUAAUUAUGCAUCAUUACACGAAACACAUAAACAAUUGUAACUUAUUUCAUCAAAUAUACGAUGAUAAUUUCAA